Molecule: messenger RNA, 1375 nt
Organism: Sitophilus oryzae (rice weevil)
Lineage: Eukaryota; Metazoa; Arthropoda; Insecta; Coleoptera; Curculionidae
Exons: 2
Coding region: 367-789 (140 amino acids)
Source: RefSeq, a predicted model, not a curated record
ACAAGAGCCGCGCGCGAUUUUUACUCUCAGUCAGUUUAAUUUUCAAUUUCGUCGACGAUAGUAGUACUGCACAACCGCGCGCAACACGUGCGCCAUUUGUUUUACUGCAACCAUGGCCAACUGAGUUCGCCGUCUUAGCGGACGAGAUAACUAGGUCAGAUAAAGAAAGAGUGGAUGGAAGAAGGAUGCGGGAAGAAGUUCAAGUGAUAUAAGGAUUAGAUUGAAAGGAAGAAAAAGAUACCACCCGGCUAGAACAUUUACAAGACUGAAACAAACAUAUUUGAAACACUGUGAUAUCAACAAUUGUGAUUUUUAUACAAGUACUUAAUAGAGAAGAAAAACUAGUGGUCAAAGAAUCCAUCAACGAUGGAUUUCUUAUCUGAAUUCGACGAGGACAUGGCCAAAGACGACACCUACGUGUUGAAGUUCGGCAACAAGGUACAAAGAGUGGGCAAAAUAUUCUCCUACACCUUCUGGAGAACGAAAAUCGACAGAGAAGUAUUCUGGAGCGUCCAGGGAAACAACAAUGAUGGGUCUGCCUGGAUAGUGACUCAGUAUUUCGGUCCUCCCGGAGAAGCCAAAAGAUACCAGCAAGAAGUCAUACUGCAUCAUCCCACAGAGAAGAAAAUCAAGAUGGUUUACACAUCGCCCUGUACCAAGGGCAUGAACUGCAUCAAGAUUUCCAGGACGAUAGUGUGCCACUUUAGGGAUGAUACGAAUAGUUUCAAUUUCGAGUACAGGAUUAAUAGGCUGAAAAGGAGACCCUAUCCUCAAAGGAUCAUGUGGUAAUUCUCAUUAAUCGAGAACCUAUAUUUGAAUGAGAUCAAAUAAUAUGCGUGAUGGUGAUUACAAUCUUGCACUGUGUUAUGUAUGGAGCGACCAAGAAUGAUUGAAAUAGUUGGCUAUAAUGAUUUUACUCGUUUGGUUUAUUAUUAUUACUUAAAUUUUUAAUCGCGCGCCUCGCGAGGUGGAAAUAACCCAUGAUUAUGUAAGUAUUCUUUUUUCAUGUGGAACACUAUCGUUGUAUUGACAAACGGGUAAUUUUGAAGUAAAACUUCUUUACGCGCGAUGUGAGGUAAAUUAUUUUCAUGGUAUUUUGAAGAUGUUUCGUGCACUACAAAACUCCAUCAUCAAUGAAUCAAAUCAAAGAAUCUUCCAAUUUAAAUGAAAUUUCGUAUGUCGAUAGAUUGGACCAAGGCUAACUCUGACAGUUGGUUAGAAAAGUCAAACGUAAGAAACGUCAAAAGUUGAUGAUGAAAUUUGGAGAGUAGGCAAUAUGAGCGACGGUGCACACAAUCCUGAAUUUCUAGUAUAGUAUGACUUUUUUUGAAACUUUAGUUUCGGAGAUAGAAAUUUAAUCGGACCUUUUAAAAAA